Moneuplotes crassus is the source of this 1820-nucleotide messenger RNA. The record is from the annotation of a GenBank genome assembly. Lineage: Eukaryota; Ciliophora; Spirotrichea; Euplotida; Euplotidae.
UUGCAAUGAUGAUGACCUACACACCUAGUCAGCCCUCUCUGAGUCCUCUGACCUCCUUCUGCAUCACAAAGAUUCAUUCCUGGCUCAAGAAGCUCACUGGGUUACCUUCUUCCUACGAAUUCACACUCAAGAACGAAACCGGUUUUGAGCUAAACUUCAAGACUAAGUCCUUAAGAGACAAAGCAGUCACACAGAUCUGCUGAGCCCUCUACUGUUGAAGCUUGGAAGACCUUAAGCAGGAAAUUAAGCAAGCCAAGGAAGAAAGCAAGGAUAAAUGGAUCGAUGAAAGCAGCUAUGUUGACUGAGGCCCAGUGGCCAGCGAGAAGGAAUCUGAUAAACACUUUGUAGUUAAUAAUGUCCUAGAUCAAAGUUAUGUAGGCUCUGGCAAGAGAAGUUCAGUGGCUUGGAGUGAUAUGGCCAGCAGUUUCCUAUGUUCUCCCAAGCCAGAGCGAGUAGAGAAUAUUCCUAAACCACAGAGUGGGCUUGGAAUGAAGCCACCGACUCAAGAGAGAAUACAAGAAGUUCCUCAAAAAUAAUUUAAUGACUACUCCUAAUAAUAAACUUGAAACUCCUGAGAGGCCUCAAAGUCUUCACAGAGAGCCGGUACAUAGCAGGUUCGAAAAACUUGACUUAGUAAAUUAUCGUGAGAAAAGAUCAGAGCACCUUCAAAAGCAUUCUUCAAGGAUUAGGAACAAUAUGAGUGGCAAAAAUCUACUCUCGGAAUUAAGAAAACUAGACUUGAAAAAGAACCCAAACUCUCUUGCCGAUCCUCAUCUUGAAGAAAACAAGAUAAAUAUAAAGACAAUCAAUGCUAAUCAAAAGAUGUUUAAGACUGCUUGAAAGAACCAAAAGUCUAUUGAAAGAAAACCAGAGGUCCAGAAAAACGCUUUGAAGACAGAAUUAAGACCAAAGGCAAGCCAUAAGGACCUUAAUAUGAAUUCUUCAUUUGGGAGACCUAGUAAUCCAAAGCCAUACGAUAAAACACCUGUAACAAAAUCUUCAGGAAAGUUAAUGUAUCUAAAUACUAACUAUGAAGAUGUUAUUACAAAGGCAAAGAAAUUGGAAGAGAAAAGGAAAGCUUUAGAGAAAAGUUGGAGAAAUCAAACUAAUAAUACUAAAACUCCUUCUGAGAAGGAGAGUCUACAUCCAAAGAACUCAACACUUCAUGGGUCAAGGAACGUAAGAGCAGGCCAGCAUAAGGAAAUGAUCUCAAAUUCAAGCACAAAAGAUUUGAAGAAGAGCAGAAAUGUAACAGAGAGGGGCACUAUCCAGAGUUAUAUAAGGAACGCGAAUGCUAAGAUAAAGAUUCAGAAGAAUGCUAACAAGUCUACAGCCCGUCUUUAUAAUGACUACAGUUCCUCCAUUGAUAUUAAAGAUCCGGUCAGAACUCAAGGAUUAAGGCAGAGCUUGAAUUCAACUAUAGAUCUGCACAAAUUUGAUAAGAAGGAAUCUAGGAUGUCUCGAUUAGGGAGAAAAUGCAAGCGCUUAUCUGAAGAACACAAAAAUUUUACUAUUGAUAUGCAAAAUUUAAAGGAAAGAAAGAACUAUCAGGACGAAUGUAGCUGGCAAACUCCAAAGAAGCUUAAUAAAGCUAAUGCCUUGAGGAUGUAUGGGAAUCUCCAGCCUGUACCCGAAAGAUCAUCCAAUGAUGAUCAUAUACAGUACAUCCUUGGGAAGCAUAAGUUUAAAGAUGGCUAUCAAGGGCCUCAGAGGCUAUGGGAUUUUGUUGAAAAUUCUGAUAAAAAACCUAGUACAACUAGAACACAUGCUUCAAAGUUUGGGCAUUAUCUUUCUUAAAUAAUUUUUCCAAGAAUUUUAUU